Messenger RNA from Perca fluviatilis (European perch), 2914 nucleotides. RefSeq lists its product as uncharacterized. The transcript has 8 exons. Bases 137 to 2914 code for a protein of 925 amino acids. NCBI's taxonomy places the organism in Eukaryota, Metazoa, Chordata, Actinopteri, Perciformes, Percidae. The record is from RefSeq and is a predicted model, not a curated record.
CUUAAUGAGUGUGACAGCCAGCGGAAGUAAACAAGGCUGCUGGCCGUAGCGUUAGCUGCAUGCUGCUGUUGAAUGAGCUGGAAGACGGUAUUGUAGUCGUAGAGCAGAUGAUUCUUUCAGCUGGAACUAAGCAACAAUGUCUUCAGUUGAGUGUUUGAGAGAGUUUGUCACCGAGCGACUAACUGCUGCUGCUGAAGAAAUAUUCCGAGUUGUUGAAAAAACUAUCGUCGAGUACGAGGAAGAGAUCGCUCGGCAGCGCAGACUGUUGGAUGGCGUUUGGAGACCAGAAAUCAGGUUACACAGGAUAGAGCUCCUACAGCAACAUGUCUGUGAGGAGGUUCUGUCUGACCAGCAGCUCUGUAUUCAGGAGAGGAACUCCAGUCUGGCCCAAGAGGACCCAGAGCCUCCACAGAUUACAGAGGACCAGGAGGAACUGUGCACCAGUCAGGAUGGAGAGCAGCUUGUACAGAAGCAGGAGACUGAUACCUUUUGUCCUAGUAACAACGUAAACAACACUAACAUGUCAGAGAUUCACCGUAAUACUCAAACAGAGCUCCCACAACAACAUGUCUGUAAGGAGGAGGAUGUACUCUCUGACCAGCAGCUCUGUAUUCAGGAGAGGAACUCCAGUCUGGACCAAGAGGACCCAGAGCCUCCACAGAUUAAAGAGGACCAGGAGGAACUGUGCACCAGUCAGGAGGGAGAGCAGCUUGUACUGAAGCAGGAGACUGAUACCUUUACGUUGACUCCUACUUAUGAGGAAAGGGACCACAGUGAAGCUCAGACUCUGAACUUCAAUCCUGAUGAUGACACUCUAAGUGCAGCAGAGAAAGAGUCUGUAGCCAACAUGUCAGUUAUAACCUCUGUGGUAUCAGAAGCAAACAGUGACCACCAGGUCCUCUCUCACAACUCUGAUGAAGCUGAGAGCCAAGAUCAGAAAGGAGGCAAGCAUGGAGACUCAGGAUCAACUAGAAAUGCAGAGCCAGAACCAAAGAAGAGACGACGGAAGAGAAGAAGUUACAGUAACAACGUAGACAACACUAACGUGUCAGAGAUUGACCCUAAUACUCAAACAGAGCUCCCACAGCAACAUGUCUGUAAGGAGGAGGAGGUUCUCUCUGACCAGCAGCUCACCAUGCCAGUUAUAACCUCUGUGGUAUCAGAAGCAAACAGUGUCCACCAGCUCCUCUCUCACAACUCUCAUGAAGCUGAGAGCCAAGAUCAGAAAGGAGGCAAGCAUGGAGACUCAGGAUCAACUAGAAAUGCAGAGCCAGAAACAAAGAAGAGACGACGCAAGAGCAGAAGUCACAGCAACAACGUAGACAACACUAACGUGUCAGAGAUUCACCCUAAUACUCAAACAGAGCUCCCACAGCAACAUGUCUGUAAGGAGGAGGAGGUUCUCUCUGACCAGCAGCUCUGUAUUCAGGAGAGGAACUCCAGUCUGGACCAAGAGGAUCCAUAUCCUCCACAGAUUAAAGAGGACCAGAAGGAACUGUGCACCAGUCAGGAGGGAGAGCAGCUUGUACUGAAGCAGGAGACUGAUACCUUUAUGUUGACUCCUACUUAUGAGGAAAGGGACCACAGUGAAGGUCAGACUCUGAACUUCAAUCCUGAUGAUGACACUCUAUGUGCAGCAGAGAAGGAGUCUGUAGCCAACAUGCCAGUUAUUACCUCUGUGGUAUCAGAAGCAAACAGUGACCACCAGCUCCUCUCUCACAACUCUCAUGAAGUUGAGAGCCAAGAUCAGAAAGGAGGCAAGCAUGGAGACUCAGGACCAACUAGAAAUGCAGAGCAAGAACCAAAGAAGAGACAACGCAGGAGCAGAAGUCACAGCAAUAAUGUAGACAACACUAACGUGUCAGAGAUUCACCCUAAAACUCAAACAGACAUGACUUUACCAAGAGGCAUGUGUUGCUGUCCAGUUUGCUUAAAGGACUACGUGGCGCUAUCAAACCACCUGCAGCGGGCCCACGGUGUCCACAAUGUGGAGGAGCGAAAGAUAUUGCUAAAUUUGGCGACCAGACGUGUGAACGUCCGGAAUGAGGCUUGUCCAGUCUUGGGCUGUAGCUACCACAGCACGAGACUGGACAAGCAUCUGAGGGAUGGCCACCGGGAGCUGACCAGGGACGAGGUGGAGGUCAACCUGGACAUGGCGAGAAGGACCAAGUCCAUCUCCCUCCUCACUGCUUUGAGGAGAACUAAUCCGACCGUCAGCAUGUCGACAGGGCUCGACCUUGAGGAAGAAAACGAGGGCGACCAAAUGGAGGUGCCAGGGGAGGCGGAGGAAGAUGCCCCACAAUGCCCAGACCCCAGCUCCAUCCACAGCAAGGUGGAGGUCAAACGCCUGUCGGCACGCCUCCAGCUGGUGGAGAGAGAGCUAAUGAACAUGCGGAGCAAAAGCCAGAGGCUGGCCAAGAGGCUCCGUCGCAGCCAGGCAAUGGCAUCUGCCAGGACAGGAGACGCCAGCAGCUACGAGGAAGGAGAUGGGGAUAAAGAGGAUGAGGUAGAGCACGAGGAGCAGCCUGCGCAGCUGACACCUCAGCAGCUGCUCACUUCUCAGCUGCUCACCCCUCAGCUGCUCACCCCUCAGCUGCACACCCCUCAGCUGCACACCCCUCAGCUGCUCACCCCUCAGCUGCUCACCCCUCAGCUGCUCACCCCUCAGCUGCUCACCCCUCAGCACACCCCUCAGCUGCACACCCCUCAGCCUCAGCAGCAUCUUCCUCCUCCUCAACACACACAGGAGCAGCUAGCCCCUUUUGGGAAGCAGCCUCCGUUCCUGUUGCUGGACCAGCAGGAAAUGGAGCAGGAGCCAGGAACAAACCUGAAAAACCUCCUCCAGGGCAGCGGACGUAGCCCUGGAAUGAGGAACCUGAAAUUCCCUCCUUCAAUUGGUAAGAAAGAAAAGUAG